This is a messenger RNA of Laccaria bicolor S238N-H82, 2976 nucleotides long. RefSeq lists its product as uncharacterized. The record is from RefSeq and is a predicted model, not a curated record. Bases 1 to 2976 code for a protein of 991 amino acids. The transcript has 5 exons. NCBI's taxonomy places the organism in Eukaryota, Fungi, Basidiomycota, Agaricomycetes, Agaricales, Hydnangiaceae.
AUGGCCUCACUACUUUCAAGCUUUUUCAAAUCCGAUCGUCAGAGUACUCCUGGACCCACAUCACGCCAAUCCCUACACACACUUAGGCCACCUUCCACGACCGCCUCUCAACCCUCGCCAGCAGCAGAAAACCCAGCCAACCAGCCAAUCCAAGAACCACAAAAGCCGAUCUCAGCCAUACCUCCGGUAUUCGAUGACUUUGAGGCUUGCCUCACUUACAUACGAGAGUACAAAUUAGACCCUGCCGAUUCCUCUCAUGAGAAGGAAUGGUCUUUUGCAUGGAACUCCAACUUGGAGGGGCAUUACAACCCGGUUUCAAUGGGGGGAAGGCCAUAUGAUGGGGUGCAUCGUAUAACGGCAUGGGAAGAUACAAACCUCUGUGCAGCGUGGAUCGACGAACUCGAGAAACUGCUGAUUUUCGCUGGUCUUUUUUCUGGCGUCGUCACUGCAUUUGUGAUCCAAUCCUAUCAAAUUCUUCAGGAGGAUCCGAACGAGGUUUCAGCACGCAUGCUUACACAGAUAGCGACCCAACUCGGUAACCCUUCCGCGCAAGCUCUUACCCCACUACAAAUAUCCCCACCAUUCUCUCCUCCACGCUGGGCUGUGAUCGUGAACAUAGUCUGGGUUAUAAGCGUUUCCUUAUCCCUCAUAGCUGCCCUAGCCGGGAUUCUGUGCAUGCAAUGGAUCCGUGAAUUCCGGCGUGAAACGAACCUGUCUGCCAAAGAUAAGCUGUCAUUGCGCCAGUUGCGUUACGAUGGCUUGCAACGUUGGCACGUCCCAACCAUUAUGACAGCGCUCCCUGUCAUGCUUCAACUUGCUCUCUUGCUCUUCUUCGCGGGCCUGCUCCAGUUCAUGUGGAAUCUCCAUGUAGGCCUUGCCAUCUCCCUCCUCGUUGUCCUUGGGCCUGUCAUCGUGUUCUACUUUGCAAGUACUUUCGCGCCAGCGGCUCAGUUUUGGUAUGGCAAACAAUGGUUCAUGGGCCCUCAAUGCCCAUACAAAUCGCCUCAAGCUUGGGUGGCCUUAAAAUGCACAGUGUAUUUCGCUGCAUUCGUUGUUGCAUGUGUUCGGGUUUGUAGACGUGGUGCUAGUCUCUUGAGAGAGAAACGCUUUGGCGUUGGAAUCCCUGUCGAUCCAGAACAAGGAUUACAUGCAGUGGACCCCCAGGGGAAGGUUGACACAGCAGCGACAGCGGUGACGCCUGUAUUUGGCGUGCCGGCAGCUGCAGUGGUCCAACAGCCCGACAGGAGUCAGUCUAUACCAGCUAUUACGGUCUAUCCCCCCUCUUCCGGCAGUCCAAGCACAGCAUCAUAUACAACUGCUGCCAGCUCUGUUGGAGACGUAUCAGAUAGACCGUCCCUAUCGGAAGACUCCAACCAGGCCCAGGAAGCCACAUCAAAGGUAUUGGCGAACCCCAGCUCCUUGGUUGACACUCCUGAUAGAAAGGCGUCCGAUUUGAGCGCUUUCCACUCUUCCCACUUUUCCUUGCACGCUGCUUCGCCAACUUCAGGUACACCUGUCAUUUCAAACAGUGCUGUUCACAUGGCUAUACCUUCGACAACCGCCAGUGUAACCACCUCUCCAGCCAAAAGUGUGGUUGCCCAAGGGAAUAAUCUUAGUUCAGCCGACCCCACGAAAUCUCAGCCCAAUGCCGACGCCUCACUACCAACCAACGUUCAAGUACCUCAAACGGGAGUGUCUCAGAACAAUUCACCGACGACCUUGGCUGUACAAAAUGUUACCAACUCGCAGGGCAGGAGUUCAACGCUCAAGCCACGACGUUACCUAGAAGGUCAAACCAUCCAGUCCUGGAACGAGUACGACACCCAGUGGCGUCGGUAUCGACAUGAUCACAACUCGGCUAACGAAUUUCGCGACUUGGCGAAAACGCUCAACUGGAUCAUCAGCGCGCAAUCCCCACAUGCUUACGACAUUCGCUUCGUCAUCUUCGCGUUGUAUACCGCCUCCCUGUCAGAUCCUGAUGCCGCGAUUCCCGUUCUUGAGCACUUGCGGAACCGUCAUGUACCGGAGAAGGAGGUGAUAGUACCUUGUUUGAUUGGCCUUCUCAAACACCUAUCGAGAGAGGUGGACCCUACGGAUCCUACUCUAGCCAAUGUCAACCUUCCUACUCUCAAGUCCGACAUGAUUCUCGCAUGUAGUAUGAUGUACUUUCCACAAGACAACGAGACCAAGGAAGUUUUCAUCAAUUCUUUCCUGGAGCUGUGCAUACGAGUUUUGAACGCCCCUGUGGCUCUUGGGUUGUGGGACGUUCAUGACGUUCAUGACCCAGAUACCGAGGCCUGCAAUCUGUUUUCGUAUUUCGAUCACACAUUUCGACCGCAUACUGAAAGAUUUGACCUUAUUCAUUCAAAUGUGCUCGAACAACUCAUUCAUCUCGUCACAAGUAGACCCAUACUGGACCACACCACGAAAAAACUAAACCUGGCCUUUGAAUUAUUCUUUUGGGCGGUCAGGCAAGUUGCCAUUAAGAAACUGAAGGACGAGGACGCUAUGGAACUCAGCAAGGCGAUAAUGUCUGCUAGCCAGCACCUCGAAGGUUGGAUGACGGAAAAGAUGCAAGGCCUGACCAAGGGGGAUUCUGAAGGAUUCGAGACAUUGCUUGAGUGUGUCGCCUGGGUGCUUGGAGCAUUUGCUUACAUUUCCCCCCUCGCGAAAGAAAGCGAUGGAGUCGUCUCUGAAUGGACCAACGACGAAGCCCCUGAGCAUAAGCUUAUCAAAACGUCGCUCUUCAUCUUUAUGACCGGGACCGUCCUCCAGAAAUCGACGACACUUGGGUACAAAGUCGGGCACUAUCUUCCAGACGCCUGGGGUCGGCCACAGCACCAGACAAGUGACACUGAGACGGGCAUGAAAUCUCUGCGUACUUUGAUCUAUCAUUUCGGACUGAGAGAAUGGGCAAAGGAGUUUGUUUUUGCGGUAGAGUACUUGAAGUUGGAUCUUAGAAAUAGAAAAAUGUAA